CAAAACAACUCAUCACUCAGACUCACUCACUCAUCUCUCUCUCUCUCUCUCUCUCUGGUUUUGGUUUGGGGGACUCAAUUGGAGUGUGUAAUCAUAUGGCGUCGUCGUCCUCGGAUCCCGGUCCGAAGACCGAAAGCGGAAGCGGGGGCGGCAGUGGCGGUGGAGGAGCAGAGGCGUCGGAGGCGGUUAUAGCGAGCGAUCAGCUAAUGGUGUACAGAGGGGUGAAGAAAUCGAAGAAAGAGAGAGGAUGUACGGCGAAAGAGCGCAUCAGCAAAAUGCCUCCGUGUGCUGCUGGAAAACGGAGCUCCAUUUACCGUGGAGUCACUCGGCAUAGAUGGACAGGUCGUUAUGAGGCUCAUCUUUGGGAUAAAAGUACCUGGAAUCACAACCAGAAUAAGAAGGGAAAGCAAGUUUACUUGGGGGCGUAUGACGAUGAAGAGGCUGCAGCUAGAGCUUAUGAUCUUGCUGCCUUGAAAUACUGGGGUCCUGGCACUCUCAUCAAUUUUCCUGUUACUGAUUACACAAGGGAUCUUGAAGAGAUGCAGAAUGUGUCAAGGGAGGAAUACCUUGCUUCUCUUCGAAGAAAGAGCAGUGGUUUCUCAAGAGGAAUUUCCAAAUUUCGUGGGCUUUCUAGUCGUUGGGAGCCGUCGUUGGGUCGUAUGGGUGGAUCUGAGUACUUCAAUAGCACACAUUAUGGCGUUGAUCCAGCAACAGAAAGUGAAAUUUUGGGAGCUCUUUGCAUUGAAAGAAAGAUUGACCUAACGAGUUACAUCAAGUGGUGGGGACCCAACAGAUCUCGACAAGCUGAAACUAGCAUGAAAUUUUCAGAAGAAACAAAACAUGGUUGUGUUGGAGAUAUUGGAGUUGAACUUAAAACAUUAGAAUGGGGAAUCCAGCCUACUGAACCGUACCAGAUGCCCCGUUUGGGCAUCUCUCGUGUAAGUAAAAAGCAUAAAGGUACCAGAGUCUCUGCCAUGAGCAUCCUCUCACGGUCAGCUGCCUAUAAGAACUUGCAAGAGAAAGCAUCACAAAAGGAGGAAAACAAUGCAGAUAAUAAUGAGAAUGAAAACAAAAAUAUCAUCCACAAGAUGGACUAUGGAAAGGCAAUUGAGAAAUCCACAAGUCAUGACGAAAGACUUGGUUCUGUAUUAGGAAUGAGUGGUGGAAUGUCUCUCCAAACAGACGUGUUCCCGUUGGGUCCCUUCUUGUCUGCACCACUUCUGACCAACUACAAUGCUGUUGAUCCCUUGGUAGACCCCAUUCUUUGGACGUCUCUUGCUCCUGUUCUUCCUUCUGGAAUUUCUCGCACGACUGAGAUUACAAAGACAGAGACAAGUUCAACUUUCACUUUAUUUCAGCCCGACGAAUGAUGUUGCAUUUCCUUCUGUUCUAAAAGUUGGUGAAGUUCAUGCUAACAGUUGCUUGACGACCUCUAGUCAGAAGGUUUUGCCUAUGGAUUACGUGCUACAGACACAGGAAAGACAAGUGUGUGAACCUUUGAUGUGGAAAGUGCGUAAACAUUUGAUGCGGCCUUGGCAACGAAGAGGUUUGUACUGCAUGGGGUGUAGAAUAUAUAGAAAAGGAGUGCAUUACUUGUUCUGAAGCGUUUUGGAGUGCUGGUCCUUUAGUUUUUCUGUAUAAGUUCAAGACAUCAGUUCUGGAUUUGGAUAUUUUGUACAGAAAAUAUGGUUAUUUAUAUAAAUGCAUACGUUUGAAUCACUGUGGUUUCAAAUGAAUGCCUCUCUUGGUUUGUUUU
Pyrus x bretschneideri (Chinese white pear) is the source of this 1756-nucleotide messenger RNA. RefSeq names its product AP2-like ethylene-responsive transcription factor At2g41710. The record is from RefSeq and is a predicted model, not a curated record. Gene Ontology annotation, molecular function: DNA binding; DNA-binding transcription factor activity. The transcript is spliced from 9 exons. Bases 96 to 1370 code for a protein of 424 amino acids. Lineage: Eukaryota; Viridiplantae; Streptophyta; Magnoliopsida; Rosales; Rosaceae. Gene Ontology annotation, biological process: regulation of DNA-templated transcription.